Molecule: messenger RNA, 2424 nt
Organism: Giardia duodenalis
Lineage: Eukaryota; Fornicata; Diplomonadida; Hexamitidae
Product: High cysteine membrane protein VSP-like
Exons: 1
Coding region: 1-2424 (807 amino acids)
Source: RefSeq, a predicted model, not a curated record
AUGAUUUUGGCUUCGCUGAUCGUGAUUCUGACUUGUUUUCUGGCAGGGUCUUUCUCUGAGGAAACGUUUGUAUACUACAAUGGCUUUGGGUAUUCUUGUGAAGGCAGGAUCCCACAGUGUCUUCAGGAUAGAUGCCUAGUGGACUUAACUACUUUUUUUUGCACAGAGUGUAGCCAGGAUUAUGUUCCCAUCAAUGGCACAUGUGUUGCUACUACAGACGAAAAAGUUAAUAAAGCCGGUUGUGUUAAAUCGCCGAAAGGUGGAUGGUGCACAGGAUGUAACAAUGGUUACUUCUUAUUUUACGGUGGCUGCUAUGAAUUGUCUGGCAGAUGGAAAGCAAGUAUCUGCGAUCGUGCAGAAAAUGGGAUUUGUCAAGAGUGCGGAAAGGGCGGUGGGUAUUAUACCCCAAUAACUUUUACCAACCCUAAUGCGACCUCUCCUGAACGCUGUAUCUACUGCGGAGAUAUAGUAGGCUUUGGCGGGAGUAGUGGUGUAUAUAGGUGUCAGUACUGUAACCAACAUAGGUUGCCAGGGAACACUAUACCCAGCUGUAGCGAAUGCUCAGAACGAGUUAUGUGCCCUUUUGAUUUUCGAUGCAAGCCUGCUUCUAGCACAGCUGUUUUUGGCUAUUGUUAUGUUUGCCCUAGGGGUUACGUCUGGAGUCAGUUUGGGUGUUAUACCGCAGAUAGUAUAAUUGGUAACAGUAUCUGUUUACCAAGAAAUACUAUAGAUAUACAGGGACGAUCGUUGUGCACACAAUGCGCCAAUUCAUCAGAAGCGCCUCAGAAUGGCCUCUGUAAGUCAAUCAGCGAAUUUGGUAAUGUUUGUACGAAAGAUCCUAGAACAGGAAAAUGCACAUCUUGUAAGAAUGAUAGCAGCGGGCAAUACUUCUUGUUUUAUGGUGGAUGCUACUUAUUUAAUAAUGCUCCGAAUCAAAUAGAAUCUUAUAUUUGUCAAGCAAUGCAGGGCAACGUUUGCACCACAUGUAACAGUUCAACCAAAGAGGUGUUCACCAAGAAUAGCAGAUGCUGGCGCUGCGGGGACUCAGCCAACGGGGGAAUAGAGGGAUGCCAAAGGUGUGAGAUGAAGGACAGUGGUCUUCAGUGUCUGGAGUGCCGCGACCUCUACCUGAGCCUGGAUAAGAGGAGCUGCCUGGCCAGCUGUCCCAAGGGGCAGAAGGGCGUGCAGGAGUCCUCAUCCUCGGUCCACAGCUGCGCGUGCGAUGACGGGUCCUAUCUGAAGGACGGGAAGUGUGUCGGGUGCGCGGUGGAGAACUGCGCUGAGUGUGACGAGUCGAGCUGUAAGAAGUGCAAGUAUGGCUACACACUCUCCAGCAGUCAGUGCGUGGCGACCAAGUGCAAGGACCCCAACUGCGACACGUGCGAGGACAGAGACGUGUGCACAAAGUGUACCGAUGGCAACAGCCUCGAUCCCCACGGUCUGUGCGUGAAGGACUGCCUGGGCUCCGCCGGGUACUACAAGGCCACCGUGGGCGGCGUCUCGAGGUGCGUGGCGUGCACGCUCGGCAACUGCGUAGUCUGCGAGUCGGAAUCCAAGUGCAAGACGUGCAGGGACGGGUUCUACGUCGAGGGCUCGGGAGGAUGCAAGCCGUGCAGCUCUGAGUGCGCCACGUGCAGCGGACCGGCAUCCGGCGACUGCACCUCCUGCCCUGCCAGGAAGCGGCUGCAGUACAGCGACGGUGCCAAGGGAUCGUGCGUCCCGCAGUGCGUGAAGGACAGCAGCUGUGCAGAGUGCGGGCUCACGGUGAGCGGGACCAGCUACUGCUCGCGCUGUGCCAAGAGCACGGAGUACCCCAACAACGGGGUGUGCACCUCCUCCAGCUCGCGGGCGGCUGGUACCGCGUGCGUGAAUGUCGCCGACGGUAGAUGUGCUCUCUGCAGCUCAAACUCCUUCAGCCUCAACGGGGGGUGCUACACCUCCACACUCCUCCCCGGGAAGACUGUCUGUACGAAGGAGAAUAACGGCUGGUGUGAUAGCAUCGUGGCUGGGUAUGGGAUAACGUACAACGGAACGCUCCUUACAUGCCCGACGAACUGUGCAAUGUGUAGUAGUGGGGUCUGCAACGCCUGUAACAGCGGGUUCUACCUGGAGAAGGGGGCAUGCAAGGCGUGCUCCAAGGGCUGCGCCACCUGCCCCCAUGGGAAGGCAUGCUUCGACUGCCUGACCGGGUACUACUUCUCCGAAAACACGUGCAAGGCGUGUCACAAGGCGAUCUCCAAGUGCAGCCUCUGCGUGGUUCCAGAGGGCGCAGCCACACCCAUAUGUCUGGAGUACGACAACACCUCCAAAAAGUCCGCCCUCUCGUCUAGUGCCAUCUCUGGCAUCGCCAUCGGCGUGGUCCUUGUCGUCGGCGGUGUGGCGGCUGUGCUGGUUUGGUUUUUCGUCUUCCGAAAGAAGAAUUGA